Messenger RNA from Panicum hallii, 1320 nucleotides. Its product is annotated as glutathione S-transferase T3-like. NCBI's taxonomy places the organism in Eukaryota, Viridiplantae, Streptophyta, Magnoliopsida, Poales, Poaceae. Bases 1 to 1320 code for a protein of 439 amino acids. The record is from RefSeq and is a predicted model, not a curated record. The transcript is spliced from 4 exons.
AUGCAGGCUCCCUACGGCGAUGCAAAUUACUCCCGUACAAACGGUCAGUGCACCGAAGAGUUUUCCCGGGAGAGAGAAGAGAGUCCUCCGCCGUCGCGUUUUGGAUCUAGGACUCCUCUCGCGGCGGAAGAGCAGGCAAGCGACGAAGGCUGCGACAGAGGCAUCCACCCGGUGUGCAAGAUGAGCCACCCCGAGCAGACCCUUGAGUUCGCCAUUGAUUGCAUGCUUCCAGCCAGCACGGAUCUGAGGAGCCUUGCUGAGGGCCUCCCAGUGGACGUGGGCAACGAACCGGUGUGUGGCCAGAACUUUAUGACGAGUUCAUCUGUGAUGCCACCUCCAGAGGGAAAUGAUGAGGACGUCGAGGAGAUAGAUGGUGAGCAGUUUGCCGAUGGCACUGCCAACAAGAAAGGAAAUUCACAUCGUGGAAAGUCAUUCUUACCACAAGAGGACAGGGUUAUAGUGUCCGGGUGGCUGAACAUUUCUAAAGAUGCAAGCACAGGUGCAUCCCAGACCGCAAAUGCCUUCUAUGCUCGGCUGCAUCGUUAUUUCCUUGAGAAUUGGGACAUGCAAAGCCAGAGGAGCCAAGUCUCCAUUCAAAAUCGAUGGACUGCCAUUCGAAAGGCAGUUAACAAGUUCCAAGGGAUCCUGUCUGCUAUUCAGAGAACGAAUGAGAGUGGCAAGACCGACCAGGACAAGAUUAAUGAUGCUAUCAGAGCUUAUGAGGAGAAAAAGCCAUGGCAGUUCGCACAUUGUUGGGAGAUUUUGAGGAGUGAACCAAAAUGGAAUGACUACUUACUGGCGUGUAGCAAGCCAAAGCAAGUCAACGACAAACAGACAGCUGCACCACCAGCCACCCCUGCUAAUGCAACUAUGCCUACUGCACCGAUUGAAAGGCCUGCAGGACGGGACAGUGUGAAGAGAUGCUGUUCAACCGUGGAGGACUCAGCAUCUAGUGUUGCUCUGGAAAUGUUACAAAAAAUUCAUACCAGAGGACGGCAGAUGGACGAGCAGGAAGCAAAGCAGAAGGAGGAGCUGGUAGCUAUUGAACGGGCCAAGUUUGACCUGCAACAGCGAGCAGUGCUCGCGAAGAUUGAACAGGGUGACAAAAAGCUUCAGCUGCAAAGGGAGAUCAUGGAAACAAAUCAGUUCCGGACGGAAGCCAAAAUAAUGUUCACUGAUCUAAAUGCCUUGCACCCUUCUAUUGGUUACUGGAUGGUCAAGAAGCAGAGGGAUAUUUUGAUAAGGGAAGGUAUAAACCUGGAUGAGGUAGAGUCCUCAUCUGCUGGUACCCAGAACGACCGCCCCUCGGGAAACAAUUAG